GGUUCCGACUUCCAGACACGAAAAAUAGAAAACAUGAGCAGUCCCUUGUUCUAUGAACUGAAGAAACAAGCAUCUUCCUUCUUGAAAGAGAAGAUGAAAACCGCUCGUUUGGCGCUGACUGAUGCAACGCCUGCAGAACUAAUGACAGAAGAAGCCACAAAUGAAAAUCCAUGGCCACCAGACACUCGUAGCAUUGGAGUAAUAUCAAGGGCUGCCUUUGAAGUUGAUGAUUACUGCAGGAUUGUGGACAUUCUACGUAAGAGGCUGUUGAACUUCAAUAGAAAGAAUUGGCGAGGUUCUUACAAGGCUCUAAUUUUAUUGGAACACCUUUUAUGCCAUGGACCAUUGAGAAUUGCUGGAGAGUUUGAGGACGACAAAGAUCUGAUCAAGGAGAUGGAAAGGUUUCAAUAUAUUGAUGAGAAAGGGUUUAACUGGGGGUUGAGCCUCAGGAAGUUAUCGAAGAGAGUACUAAAACUUGUCGAAGAUGAGGUGUUUUUCAGGGAAGAGAGGGCCAGAGCUCGGAAUCUAACGCGUGGAAUCGAAGGGUUCGGGAGCCUAAGCCUGCAGCGUUCUUCUUUCAUAGAUUCAAGCUUGAAGGGCUCGUCUCUUAAAACAUAUGAGAGAAGUAAUUCUCACUACAACGAUCAUCAAAGUCGCGAAAGCCAAGUCUUUGGCUCGAACAAGAAGUUUGUAAUGAAAGAAGAGAUGGAGAAACCGCAGCAGAACGAUGAUCACGACAACAUCUCAGAACCUGAAGUGAAUCUUGACGUAGGGGAUCACCCAUUUUGCCAGGAUGAGCAUCAGACGGCAGAGUCCCUUCUUUCUACUGUAAAUGAAUCUUGAAAUCCCGGGUGCUGUGUAUAAGAUAACUUAGUUGUAAAGUUUUGAUACACAGUUUGAAUAUACAUACAUGUUCAGCGAC
This is a messenger RNA of Malus domestica (apple), 922 nucleotides long. RefSeq lists its product as uncharacterized. Gene Ontology annotation, cellular component: clathrin vesicle coat; endosome; plasma membrane. NCBI's taxonomy places the organism in Eukaryota, Viridiplantae, Streptophyta, Magnoliopsida, Rosales, Rosaceae. Gene Ontology annotation, molecular function: phospholipid binding; clathrin binding. Gene Ontology annotation, biological process: endocytosis. The record is from RefSeq and is a predicted model, not a curated record.